AUGUCCUCAUCCUCCUCGUCGGUGUUGGAGCUGGAGAUCUUCCAGUACAUUGACGUACAUCAAAGUGAUUUCAUUAAGGGUCUGAAGGAAUGGGUGGCUGUGGAAAGCGAUUCUGUUCAACCCGAUCUGAGGAAAGAAGUGAUACGAAUGAUGACAUUGGCAGCAGACAGACUUGCAGCGCUGGGAGCCACUGUUAAUUUAGUAAACCUGGGGUCACAUCAGUUGCCUGAUGGCCAGGACCUUCCACUGCCUCCUGUGAUUCUCGGGGAACUGGGGAGGGAUCCACAAAACCCCACUGUAUGUUUCUAUGGUCAUGUAGAUGUGCAGCCUGCCAAAAAGGAAGAUGGCUGGAAAACUGAGCCUUACACACUGACCGAAAUCAACGGAAAUCUCUAUGGGCGUGGAGCAACAGAUAAUAAAGGACCUGUCUUAGCCUGGAUAAAUGCAGUGGAAACAUUUAGAGCUUUAAAAUUAGCUAUGCCAGUAAACUUCAAGUUUGUAAUUGAAGGCAUGGAAGAAGCAGGGUCCUUGGGGCUAGAAAAGUUACUUGAAGAAAACCAGUGCUUUUUGUCUAACGUCGAUUAUAUUGUGAUUUCGGACAACCUCUGGCUCAGCAACAAGAAGCCCGCCCUUACGUAUGGGAGUCGGGGAAAUGCCUGCUUCUUCGUGGAGGUUGAAUGUGGUGACAAGGACCUUCACUCUGGAACGUUUGGAGGCAUCAUUUAUGAGCCGAUGACGGACCUGAUAGCUCUUCUGGACAGCCUUGUGGAUCCCACCGGUCGUAUUCAGAUCCCUGGAAUCUAUGACAGUGUUGCCGCACUGACGGAGGAGGAGAGGAGAUUGUAUGAAUCGAUUGAAUUUGAUCUAGAGGAACAUAAAAGUAAUAGUGGUGUGAAAAAAUUCCUUUAUUUUUUGAAGGAAGAAAUACUUCUGCACCUGUGGCGUUACCCUUCUCUCUCUAUUCAUGGGAUUGAAGGAGCUUUUCAUGAACCAGGAAUUAAAACUGUCAUUCCAGCAAAAGUCAUUGGCAAAUUCUCAAUCCGUCAGGUCCCCCACAUGGACCUUUUGGUUGUGAAACAACAGGUGGUGGAGCACUUGGAGGGUGUCUUUUCCAAGAGGAACAGUCCAAACAAACUGAAAGUGUCUAUGCCUUUGAGUGCAAAGCCCUGGCUCGCUGAUGUUAACGAUCCACUAUAUAAAGCAGCAAGAAGGGCAAUAAAAACAGUUUUUGGAGAAGAUCCAGAUAUUAUUCGGGAUGGUUCAACAAUUCCUGUUGCCAGAAUGUUUCAGACUAUCACACAGAAAAGUGUGAUGAUGUUUCCGAUCGGAGCAGCCGAUGAUGGGGAGCACUCCCAGAAUGAGAAGAUAAGCAGACACAGCUAUAUUGAAGGAACCAAAGUGUUUGCAGCCUUUUUCCUGGAGAUAUCAAAGCUACAUCGAGACUUACAUGAAAUAUCUAACACGGAGACCAACAACUGGAACAAGCACGGUAAGGAACGCUGCAGGCGAGAGCAGUCCGGCGCCUCCAAGGGACUCGGGGCAGAUCGGUCCAUGCUUAAAAGCUGUCGCUCCAUAAAGAAUACAACAUUUAGCUUGUUUCACAAAACGUUAUACAACGCCUCGCUAGUUAAGGAUGUCCAUGGUCCAUGUCUGGACAGAGAAGAUCGUGCAACUGUGCCUUUACUGGUGACACAGGAGCUCAUGCCACAGUGGCCGGUGCCAGCGAGGAGCCACAGUCCCCUUGUUCCCGCUGGAAACUUCCACCUGCAAGUAACACGUAAAGUUAAAACAGUGAUGCGUGACAAAAGUUCUGAACACGACCUUCUCGCCUUGUAUAUCCUGUUCGGUCUCCCUGGCUCACCCCCACGUUGCUCAGCACCGGGGUGUGAAGGGUGCCCGUGUGUGGAACGCUUGCGCAGGGAGUACGUGGACGUAACCGCGUGCUCUCGUUCUCACCUACCGCCAGAGCCUGUCCUCUCCGCUAACAAAAACGCUUGCUGCCAGCUGUUUUCUACCAUGGGAUUUUCUAGGAUCCUAAAAAAAUUUGCAGUUUCUCAUUCCUUCUCCUUUUCAGCUGCCUUCUCAAAUAUAUCUGGUUUUAGAAGACUUCUCCUCUAG
Molecule: messenger RNA, 2118 nt
Organism: Opisthocomus hoazin
Lineage: Eukaryota; Metazoa; Chordata; Aves; Opisthocomiformes; Opisthocomidae
Source: RefSeq, a predicted model, not a curated record